Pseudozyma hubeiensis SY62 is the source of this 261-nucleotide messenger RNA. Its product is annotated as peptide methionine sulfoxide reductase. The record is from RefSeq and is a predicted model, not a curated record. The transcript is spliced from 2 exons. Lineage: Eukaryota; Fungi; Basidiomycota; Ustilaginomycetes; Ustilaginales; Ustilaginaceae. Bases 1 to 261 code for a protein of 86 amino acids.
AUGUUCAUAACGUCCGACCGAGGCGAAGGAGAUGGACCUGGACCUGGACCUGGCUGCCUCCACCGAUCUCUUGCGGCGUCGUCCAUGGCAGAAGAGGUCUGCAAUUUCGCCGGUCAGAGACGAGCGACAGACAGCGCACGCGCCCUUGACCACCGUCGCAUCCGUGUCCAGAAGGAUUUUCAUGCAUGGCAGCAGUCGUAUCUCGUCAAGACGCUCCGCUUCUUGCGACGACCCAACCAUUCGAAGCCGGAUGAAAAUUGA